UAGCAGCGUGCGUGGCACUUGAAUAAAAUUACACUUAUACUCCUCCCCCUCCGUUCGUAGUUCGUACCUCUGAUCUCUGAAAAUGUCAAAUUUGUUGAGCUCAUGGUUAUGGCUCUCCCGCUUUCGUUCUUCAACUUCAAAGUACUCGUUUUACCGAUAUCGCACUCUCCAUAACACUCAUCUCAAAAACUCACCUACCUCAUCCAAUCUCCUCAACUCACACACAACAACAAAGAAGAAUCCUUGCUGGUCAAUUCCUUUGUUUCUUGCUCUUUCUGCUGGUUCACUCUGUCUUCAACCUCAUUCUCAUCCUUCCUUCUCUGACUCCCCUCUUACCCAUACCGAUAACGAUACCGAUACCGAUACCAGAGAUGUGAGUUUGGGGGGCAAAGGUAGCACACAGUAUGUUGUUAAAGGAUCACAGAAAGAGUUUCCGCAAGAGCUGCUCGAGGAGUUGAAAAUCAUCUGCGAGGAUAACGUAUCACUUGAUUAUGAUGAGAGAUAUAUCCAUGGAAAACCACAAAACAGUUUUCACAAGGCUGUCAAUAUCCCAGAUGUGAUUGUUUAUCCAAGAUCAGAAGAGGAGGUCUCAAAGAUUGUCAAAUCAUGCAACAAUCAUAAGAUUCCUAUUGUACCUUACGGAGGAGCUACGUCAAUCGAGGGUCACACUUUAUCUCCCAAUGGAGGGGUUUGUAUUGACAUGUCAUCGAUGAAAAGAGUGAAAGCAUUACAUGUUGAUGACAUGGAUGUGGUUGUUGAUCCUGGAAUUGGGUGGAUGGAGCUUAAUGAGUAUUUGGAACCAUAUGGCUUAUUUUUUCCACUUGAUCCAGGUCCUGGUGCAAGUAUUGGAGGGAUGUGUGCUACACGUUGCUCUGGUUCGUUAGCUGUGAGGUAUGGAACUAUGCGUGAUAAUGUCAUCAGUCUCAAGGUAGUUUUUGCCAAUGGAGAUAUUGUGAAGACUGCAUCUCGGGCUAGGAAGAGUGCUGCGGGGUAUGAUCUGACCCGCUUGGUGAUUGGGAGUGAAGGAACUCUUGGUGUCAUAACAGAAGUAACACUGCGGCUUCAGAAAAUUCCCCAGUUUUCAGUGGUUGCAAUGUGCAAUUUCCCUUCUGUGAAGGAUGCAGCGGACGUUGCUAUUACCACUAUGAAUUCUGGAAUACAGGUGUCAAGGGUAGAGCUAUUGGAUGAAGUUCAAGUCAAAGCUAUCAAUAUUGCUAAUGGGAAGAAUUUGCCUGAAUCUCCAACUUUGAUGUUUGAAUUUAUAGGAACAGAGGCAUAUGCACGUGAACAAACGCAAAUUGUUCGAAAAAUUGUAUCUGAGCACAAUGGCUCAGAUUUUGUAUUUGCAGAAGAGCCUGAAGCAAAAAAAGAACUGUGGAAGGUAAGGAAGGAAGCACUCUGGGCUUGCUUUGCUAUGGAACCUAAUAUGGAGGCAAUGAUUUCGGAUGUAUGUGUUCCUCUAUCUCAUCUAGCCGAUAUAAUUUCGAAGUCUAAAAAGGAGCUGGAUGCAUCCCCACUGGUUUGCACAGUGAUUGCCCAUGCUGGUGAUGGUAAUUUCCAUACGGUAAUUCUAUUUGAUCCCGCAAAAGAAGAACAGCGGCGGGAAGCAGAGAGACUCAACCAUUUUAUGGUUCACGCUGCCUUGUCAUUGGAAGGAACCUGUACCGGCGAGCAUGGUGUUGGCACCGGAAAAAUGAAGUAUCUUGAAGAAGAACUAGGAGUGGAAGCAUUGAAGACAAUGAAAAAAAUAAAAUCAGUCCUAGAUCCUAACAAUAUCAUGAAUCCAGGAAAGCUCAUCCCUCCCCAUGUUUGUUUGUAAAAGUACCCCUUGCUCCAAUAGGCAGAUGUGCAAUGCAAUCUCCUCAAAUUUACAAAUCAAUGAAAGCCUUGCAGUUUCUAGCAUCAGGUGAUGUCUAAGGAAUCAGUUUCUUACUAUACAAUAAGGAUAUUGUGCACCCAUUUCACAGUUUUCCCUCUCCUGGGUCCAAGAGAUGUUAAUGUAAUCGAUAGUCCUGUAACAGUAUUUUUCAUGUUGUCAUUUUACCCCUUUUCAUUUUCCUUUUAAAUAUUAGUAUUACUCUACUUAGGGUAAGUCAACAAUAGAACACAAUAUCAAUUUGUAGUCUUGCACCAUUUUAAGUUGUCAAUUGUCGUAUACUUUGAAUAGGAUUGGGAGACAAAAUAAAACAGUAAGAUUCUGUACACAAGUACUGGUCUUACAAUUAUACACAGUGGCGUGUCAACCAGUUUACUAA
Medicago truncatula (barrel medic) is the source of this 2255-nucleotide messenger RNA. RefSeq names its product D-lactate dehydrogenase [cytochrome], mitochondrial. Bases 83 to 1819 code for a protein of 578 amino acids. The record is from RefSeq and is a predicted model, not a curated record. The transcript is spliced from 18 exons. Gene Ontology annotation, biological process: lactate catabolic process. Lineage: Eukaryota; Viridiplantae; Streptophyta; Magnoliopsida; Fabales; Fabaceae. Gene Ontology annotation, molecular function: D-lactate dehydrogenase (cytochrome) activity; FAD binding; D-lactate dehydrogenase (NAD+) activity. Gene Ontology annotation, cellular component: mitochondrion.